Molecule: messenger RNA, 1710 nt
Organism: Lobosporangium transversale
Lineage: Eukaryota; Fungi; Mortierellomycota; Mortierellomycetes; Mortierellales; Mortierellaceae
Exons: 3
Coding region: 1-1710 (569 amino acids)
Source: RefSeq, a predicted model, not a curated record
AUGUCGCUACGAGUAAUUAUUGGAAACAAAACUGUAACAUUCAAAGUAGCACCAAAUGAUAACAGUCUCAGUCCUAGAGUUUUCUGCCCGUGCUGUGAGGGUGUAUUUGCGAGAAACUAUGCAAAGCGCCACUACAUCAGAACGCACUUGGAUCCUGGAUAUGGAAGUGAUGGAGACAACCCAAACGACGAGGAUCCUGUGGAUACAGAAGAGAAUUAUGUGAUACCAGUAAUUGCGAAUGGAAAGAGAAAACUUAAUCCCGCUCCAUUUCCUGCGUCAAGGACAAACGAUGAAAUUAUUAAAAGACUUCGAGGCGAUAUCCCUCCAAAAAUGUUUAAAUCCGCAAUGGAGUCGAUGUCAGCAAAUGCUUUUAAAAUUUGUCACCGUGGAGACAGUGAGAAUAGCUACGGAGCAAUUUUGCCUCCAGAAACAGCCGAAUUUCUCCAAGAGCUACUUCCUCGAGAAUAUGAAAUUCUCCAGAUUUCCGAUGACUCCAACGGAAUAGACCAGCCAAAUCCCGUCGACAUUGAUCUGGAGGUAACCCAUGUACCCGUUUCAGAAGAUACUCUUCCUUCAAUCGAAAUUGGUGGCAUGAUAGGAUUGGAGCGAGUUCUUGGGGCGAUACUAGAAACAGGGCCACGUCGGCUACGGAUUCUAUGCGCGGAAGUUUACAACCGGGAUCCAGUCGAAGAUCCGCAUGCAGAGUCGACGAAAAUACGCCCGACAAGCUUGCCAACAAUCAGCCCUGCCACACAAUACGAAGGGAGACUUAAAAUUGUGCAAGUCCCAGAUCUGUUCAGCAAUAGGAAGCUAGUGAUCGGCGUAAGAGGAUAUAACUAUCUGGUUACUUCUAGUCUCUGUGGUAGGGAGGCACUUGUCGGGCCCAAACGCUGCGCAGAUUUUCCAGUUAAUCACACAACGAAGAUGAACGUUAAGAGACAACUACAGGAUGCGUACAUGCUCCAAGGUGAUGUACUUGGUCUAGCCCAAAUAAGAAGUGGAUUUGGGCAUUUAACCACCUAUUCAUCCCGUCGCGGGGCGUUGCAAGGCUUCGGAGCACCCUCUUUGAUGCCCGUGUCUAUCUUCACGUUGUCACAGAGAGGUGUCCCAAACUGCAAUGUAUUUAGACAGCUCGCAAUUCGAGCGAGAGAAAGGAAUAAGGCCAAAAUCGUUCUCCAUAUUAGAGACGUAGACGUGCCAGAGGAUAGCGACAACACCAAAUCUGCAGAAGUGAUACGAAGUCUCAGGGGACUCUUCACCAAUGGCCAUCGGAUAACCAUUUCUGGAAACAAAGACGCUGAAGACCUUCUUAUGAAAUUGGCUCAGAUUUUCUCUCCCAUGAUUUCAGACAAAAAUCGUUUAGUGGCAGCAAAGCUUGCACUUAGGGACAUCAAAGGAGGGUGUCGUGUCCGAUUUUUCGAAGUUUGGCUGAUCGGUAGCCCUGGGUAUCCUCUUUCGAAUGAUCCAGGCCACAGGUCUCAGAUCCCAGAUGGAGCUGGGAACCAUAAAGGACGUCAGAAGUUGGUUCUAGCUGCCAUUGUAUGCACUUGGAAAGAGCUUGCACUUAGGGACUUCAAAGGGGGUGUCGGAUUUUUCGAAAUUUGGUCCAUCGGUAGCCCCGGGUAUCCUCUUUCGAAUGAUCCAGGUCCCAGGUCUGAGGUCCCAAUGUUGGAGGAACAAUGGACGUUUAAAGUCCACGGUCCAGAGUAA